Molecule: messenger RNA, 2160 nt
Organism: Alternaria metachromatica
Lineage: Eukaryota; Fungi; Ascomycota; Dothideomycetes; Pleosporales; Pleosporaceae
Exons: 3
Coding region: 1-2160 (719 amino acids)
Biological process (GO): translational elongation
Molecular function (GO): translation elongation factor activity
Source: RefSeq, a predicted model, not a curated record
AUGCGUCGACCUGAAAUACCUAUACCAGCGGGUCGCAGCGUAUCAGAGUCCGGCGUCCUGGCCAACACUCCCCCACCACUGGCAUCUACACAGUCAAAGCAGCAUCGUCUGGAGCAGCUGACUACUCAGUUGCUAUGGCGUCUACAGCAGUCAUGCCCAAACCACAUGUCAUCAUCCAUGGCACCUGUCAUACCUCAUUUUCCCGACGAUGCACGUCUGUCAGGGCCCGAGAUGCCUCAACGUCUGCUGCCGGGGUUGGAGGAGAGUAGUGGUGCGCUCUAUGAGAUUGGAGUCGCGGACGACGGAACUAUUGUUGGCCUGGCAGAAGACGAGAUGGAAGAGAGCCUGAACAAUUUGCGCGCCAUGGCUGCAAGCUUGGGCUGUGGAGUCAAGGUCAUGCGCAGGGUUCCUGUAGGCGAUUGCGAGUGGACAGAGGAUUCCGGCACCGCAAAACAGAGGGUGGUAAAAUCGCAAUUACUAGUUGCCGAAGCUCUGGUCCGCCCAGAACAGCACUUGGUCGAUCAUACGAAGAGGAACGGGCAGGAAGCAGCCGACGUGCCGUCUGACACCGGUGCUAGCAACGUUGAGGCGCUGACCAACGAGUCUGAGGGAGUCACCGAGCAGAUGCGUGUAUCAGUGACCGGUGCUACCAUGUCCGGUAAAUCUAGCCUACUUGGCACGCUCUCUACCGCAACGCUGGAUAAUGGCCGAGGAAAGAGUCGCCUGAGUCUUCUGAAACACAGACACGAGAUCGCAUCAGGGAUGACCAGCUCUGUCACCCAGGAGUUGAUAGGACGCACCACCGUCCGUGGAAUCGUCGGCUGGCAACCACAUUGGACACUUCUGUGCAUUCCAGCUGACAACACCGAUGAGUCCUCUGGCAAGCUCGGAGCUUCGCCUUCAGCUGAAGAAAUACUCGGCCCAGCAGCAGCAGAUCUGGAUCUGUCUCAUGCACACCUUCAGUUAUGCCUCGCUCUGGAACUGCCGCUUGUGAUUGUCAUCACGAAGUUCGAUUUGGCUACCAGAACCGGCUUGGGAAACACCUGUAACAGGUUGUUUUCGGUAUUGAAACAGCACAAGAGGACGCCUUGUCUCAUCGGUGAUGCAGCUACAUCUGUGCUAGAGGCCGAUCUACACACAGUUGAUGGAGGAGAUCCUAAGAUCGACAAUGCACUAAGUCUCCUUGCAGACUCACCACUUGCGGCAGUGCCGAUUGUUUUGACUAGCGCCGUUAAAGGAACAGGAAUCCGGAAGCUUCAUGCAUUCCUUCGAGAACUGCCCAUGCCCAAGGAAGUGACUCAACCUGCACCUGCAGCAGUUUCGCCACUCUUUUACAUCGAAGAUGUCUACAGCGUCCGCACAGAUACAUCAAGUGAUCGAUCAGCGAUCAUCGGGGGCUACCUCCGUUACGGGUCUCUGGCCGUUGGCGACGAGCUGCUAUUAGGACCCUACCCUGUCGAUGUAAGCUCUGACGACAGCGACAGCGGUAGCGCAAUACCAAAUCGCAAGCCAUCUAUUCCUCAGUCGAGGUCCUUUCCUGGCGCACUGAACACGAAAUCGAAGAACGCCUCAUUGCGCGAUCGGCAUAGCGAAUGGCGACGCGUCCGCAUUACCUCUCUGCGCAAUUUGCGUCUACCCGUGCGAAAGCUGCAUGCAGGUCAGGUCGGGACCAUGGGCCUCGCACCCGUCGAUACACCGAUUGUCAGUCCAUCAAUAAACAGGAUACGCAAAGGCAUGGUCUUGGCGACUCGCGAGCCUAAGGCGUACAAAGUCAUCACAGUGCGAUUCGAGGAGAAGCAAGCAGAAAGUGUCAAGGCCCUCAGUGUUGGUAGUGCAGUCGUUGUCUACAUUGCUAGCGUAAGAGCUUCAUCCAAAGUGCUUUCCGUUGCUGCCGAGCGUGCGGAAGACCCUACGCUCAAGACUCACGGACACGAUGAUGCUUUCGGGUUCGGCUUUGACGAUGAAGUGGAGAAGUCAGCAACCGAGGGUGCAGUCAUUGUGACCUUCCAAUUCAUCGCUUCGCGCGAGUUCGUGGAGGCGGGUGCCAAGGUGUUGGUCAUGCCUGGUGGUGGGCCAGGGCUGUUCGGAGGUAAUGAGAGGGGAGCUAAAGGUAUGGCUGGGCUGGAAGGGUUUGUUGGCAGAGUAGUAGACGAUGCUUAA